This is a messenger RNA of Centruroides sculpturatus (bark scorpion), 991 nucleotides long. Its product is annotated as thioredoxin reductase 2, mitochondrial-like. Gene Ontology annotation, biological process: glutathione metabolic process; cell redox homeostasis; cellular response to oxidative stress. Gene Ontology annotation, molecular function: flavin adenine dinucleotide binding; glutathione-disulfide reductase (NADPH) activity. Gene Ontology annotation, cellular component: mitochondrion; cytosol. The record is from RefSeq and is a predicted model, not a curated record. The annotation marks the transcript as partial. NCBI's taxonomy places the organism in Eukaryota, Metazoa, Arthropoda, Arachnida, Scorpiones, Buthidae. The transcript is spliced from 8 exons.
AAAUGUUGAUUAUAUUAACGCUAAAGGAUCUUUUGUAGAUGAACAUACUAUAACUGCUGUGGGAGAUAAGAUAAAUAAAAAGUUAACUGCCCAUAACUUUGUUAUAGCAGUUGGAGGAAGACCAAAUUAUCCAGACAUUAAAGGUGCUAAAGAAUAUGGAAUUACAAGUGAUGAUAUAUUCUUAUUAAAAAAACCUCCUGGUAAAACCCUUUUCCUUUCUGUAUCUUAUGUGGCAUUAGAAUGUGCAGGAUUUCUUACUGGCUUAAAUUUCGAUACAACACUGCUUGUGAGAUCUAUUUUCUUAAGAGGUUUUGAUCAGGAAAUGGCACAACUUGUUGCUGAUAAUAUGAAAUCUAAAGGAACACACAUUUUUCAAUAUUAUAACAUAAAAAAAAUUAACAAGCUUGAAAAUUCAAAAUUAGAAGUUUUGUGGCAAGAUAAAGAUGGAAAAGAAGGAAAAGAUACAUUUGAUACAGUUCUUUUUGCAACUGGACGAAAAGCACAGACUGAUAAUCUGAAUCUUGAAAAAAUAGGAGUAAAAGUAGACAAGGAAAGCAGAAAGAUUAUAGGAGAAAAUGAGCAAUCAUCAAUUCAUAACAUUUAUGCUAUUGGUGAUUGCUUGAAAGAUAAACCUGAGUUAACUCCUGUUGCAAUUAAAGCUGGAAGAUUACUUGCUCAAAGAUUAUUUAGUAAUUCAACCAUUCAAAUGGAUUAUAAUAAUGUGCCAACAACUGUUUUUACACCUUUAGAAUAUGGUUGUGUUGGUUUUUCAGAAGAAACAGCUGUUAAAUUACAUAAAGAGAAGAAAAUUGAAAUAUAUCAUGCUUUUUACAAACCAUUGGAAAGCGUAGUGACAGGAGAGGAAACAUCUCAUUGUUAUAUUAAAGUAAGUAUUUUAGACUGACUGAUGUAAUCAUUUACCUAAGAGAAGUAACUGUUAAGUACUUCUCUUAGGUAACAAAAACACUUAAAAAUUAGCUUUUAAAUUAAU